AUGUCAGAUACUGAGAAACAAGCAGUCCAGGAUGUGGUGUCAGCCACUCCGUCGGAUGAUGCUUCUGGCAAUGCUCCUGCUGUGAGCAAAUACGUUGAGAGGAGGCUUGUCUGGAAAACCGAUUUGAUAAUCAUGCCCGCUCUUGCAUUGGCUUAUCUUACACAUACUUUGGACCGGGCCAACCUGGGUAAUGCCAAAACAGACACGUUUGAGGCAGACCUUGGUCUAGUGGGCAACCAAUUCUCACUGCUCUUGAUCCUCUUCUACAUCCCCUACGCCCUAAUGAAUAUUCCUUUCACACUGUUGUCGAAACGCUUCAACCCCUCAAUUGUCAUCCCUUCCAUUAUGACAUUCUGGGGAGCCAUGGCCAUGGUGGCUGCAGCAACUAAGAACUUUGGAGGAAUCCUCGCCGUCAGAAUCCUCAUGGGAUGUGCUGAGGCCGCCUUCUUCCCUUGCGCAAUUUUCUAUUGUAGCUCAUUCUACACUCGCCGGGAGCUUAGUUUCCGUACAAGCAUCUUUGGCAUGAUGGGAUUCAUUGCUGGCGCCAUCUCAGGUCUUAUUGCUUGGUCCGUCUUCCAGUGGGAUAAGGUCCUAAAAGGUUGGCAGUAUCUCUUCCUUAUAGAGGGUGCAUUGACAGUCGGAGUGGGGUUAUUGCUGUUUGCUGUCCUGCCACGAAGCAUUCAGAAGUCGCGAUGGUUUACAGAAGAAGAGAAAGCGCUCUCACGCCAGCGCAUGGAGGAGGACUCCCACGAUGAGGAUAAACGCUUCCGCUGGGAAGAUGCCGUAAAGGAAACAAAGGACUGGACGACUUGGGUCUUUACACUCAUGCCACUUUUAUACGGAGUUGGUGUCGCCAGUAGUUCGAACUUCUUGCCUACUAUUGUUAAACGAAUUGCCAUUAUUCCAUCCAAAGCAAAUCUCUAUACCGUUGGUCCGAAUUUGACUGCGGCCGCUGUUCAGCUUACGACGACGUGGCUGUCAGACCGAUUCCAGCAGCGUGCCUCCAUUGCAGUCGGAACACUCUUUGUCUCAUUCCUCGCAUGGAUUUUGCUCGCCACCUUGGAUCUUGUAAAGCACGUUGAGGUUGGAUAUUUCUUGACAUAUCUAAUCACGUUUGGAACAUUUACACCAGGGAUCUUAGUCCCCAUUUGGGUGGCAUCUAACACAACGACGACCACUGGAAGGGCUUUCCGCCUGGGGCUGAACUUUAUGGCACAAAACCUGGCGGGAAUCAUUAGCUCUGCUGUCUUCCGAGCGCAGGACGCCCCUGUCUAUAAGCCGGCUUUGAUCACUGUUGCCUGCUUCCAGGCAGCGUUCAUGAUCAUCUGUUUGGGUCUGAGGGAGCACUUCCGGAGAUUGAACAAGAAGCUUGACAAGGGCGAAACUGUGCACGUGAGCGGUGGCAAAGAGCGACCCGGUUACCGUUAUGCAUACUAG
Molecule: messenger RNA, 1437 nt
Organism: Clonostachys rhizophaga
Lineage: Eukaryota; Fungi; Ascomycota; Sordariomycetes; Hypocreales; Bionectriaceae
Source: the annotation of a GenBank genome assembly